Salvelinus sp. IW2-2015 is the source of this 3133-nucleotide messenger RNA. NCBI's taxonomy places the organism in Eukaryota, Metazoa, Chordata, Actinopteri, Salmoniformes, Salmonidae. The record is from RefSeq and is a predicted model, not a curated record.
UCAGGGUCUGAACGUUCAAGAACUCCGUCUGCAUGUCUUUAACAAUAUCGCCACUAAAUAUUCUCUACCACCCCCCGAAUGCAGAUUAACAGGUAUGCCAAAGGAAAAAUAUGAUUCCCCGGAUCCUCGCCGAUUAUACACCAUCAUGUCAGCUGAGGAGUUAGCCAACGGGAAGAAGUCGCACUGGGCCGAGCUGGAGAUAUCAGGUCGGGUCAGAAGUCUGAGCAGUUCUCUGUGGACCCUCACCCACCUGACGGCUCUACACAUCAACGACAACAACCUGAGUCGCAUCCCGCCCGACAUCGCCAAGCUGCCACACCUGGCCUACCUGAACCUGUCGUCCAACAAGCUCCGCAGCUUGCCCGCCGAACUCGGAAACAUGGUGUCUCUCAGGGAGUUGCUUUUAAACAACAAUCUUUUGCGAGUUCUACCUUACGAACUCGGGCGGCUGUUCCAGUUACAAACCCUGGGGCUAAAAGGUCCCAAGACAUCCUCAACCUGGACCAGGAAUCAGACGGAACCAGAAAGCUCUUGAACUACAUGCUUGACAAUCUAGCAGUGCACCCAGAACAGCUUCCCCAGAGACCUUGGAUCACCUUGAAGGAGAGAGACCCAAUGACCCCUACAGCCAUGUUCACAGUGAUGUGUUACAACGUGCUGUGUGARAAGUACGCCACCCGUCAGCUGUACGGCUACUGCCCCUCCUGGGCCCUCAACUGGGAGUACAGGAAGAAGGGCAUCAUGGAGGAAAUCACACACUGUGACGCUGACAUCAUCAGUCUACAGGAGGUGGAGACGGAGCAGUACUACGCCCUCUUCCUGGAGACUCUAAAAGACCAUGGGUACGACGGGUACUUCUGCCCAAAGUCUCGUGCCAAACUGGUCUCAGAACAGGAGAGGAAGCACGUGGACGGAUGUGCUGUGUUCUUCAAGACUGAGAAAUUUACUCUGGUGCAGAAACACACGGUGGAAUUCAACCAGGUUGCCAUGGCAAACUCUGAGGGUUCAGAGGUCAUGUUGAACAGGGUCAUGACCAAGGACAACAUCGGGGUCGCUGUCCUGCUGGAGGUCAACAAGGACAUGUUCUCUGGUGGCAUGAAGCCUCUGCAGGCGACACAGUUUCUUCUGGUGGCUAACGCCCACAUGCACUGGGACCCGGAGUUCUGUGACGUCAAGCUGAUCCAGACCAUGAUGUUCCUGUCUGAGCUGAAGAGCAUCACAGAGAGGGCGCUGAGCUCCGUGGCAACAGGCUCCCCGACCUCCGACCCCGCCUCCAUCCCUAUCGUCCUCUGUGCUGACCURAACUCCCUGCCAGACUCUGGUGUAGUGGAGUACCUGAGUAACGGCGGCGUAGCAGAGAACCAUAAGGACUUCAGAGAGCUACGCUACAACGAAGCGCUCAGCAACUUCAGCUGCCAGGGGAAGAACGGCCCUUCUGACGGCAGCAUCACACACAGCUUCCAGCUGAAGAGCGCCUACCAGGGCAGCCUCAUGUCUUACACCAACUAUACGUAUGACUUCAAGGGCGUGAUCGACUACAUCUUCUUCUCCAAGACUCACAUGUCUGUAGCCGGCUUGCUCGGUCCCCUGGAGUCUCAGUGGUUAACGGACAACAACAUCACCGGCUGUCCCCACCCCCACAUCCCCUCUGACCACUUCUCUCUGCUCGCCCAGCUGGAGCUCCACCCGCCCGUCGUCACCUCCCUCAACGGCCUGCACCUGCCCGUCCACAGGUAGUGGGGCCCCAACAUCUCACCCGUGACCCUUGACCUUUGAACCCCUAAUGCCCCGCCCCAUCUCUGCCGAACAAACAAACCCAGACAGGCCAUCCCCCCAAAGGAGUAUUCACCCCUUCUGCUCCUCUUUUAACCUCCAUUUUGCACACUGAUUGGAUUUCUGUUUGUUUUGUUUGUUGUCUUUCUUUGUCCACAUGAACGGCUUGAUACCAAAUUAGGGUUGGGAUUUGUGUUUUGUGUUGUUUUCUGGUCACAUCACAUACCGCUGCUCUUCUCCUUGGAAACUCCCCAAUGUGCGUCCGAAAUAGCACCCUAUUCCCUAUAUAGUGCACUACUUUUGACCACAGCCCUAUGUGGGUCUUGGUCUAAAGUAGUGCACGAUAUGGGGAAUAGGGUUCCAAUUGGGAGGGAGCCCCAAGUUCAGGUCAUCCUGAUCUGAUGUCAGUGUUUUUUUGCCUUAAACCUGGUUUGGAUGGGGGGCGUCUUUUUGUCACAUAACCUUCUACAGUAACAAUGACAGCCGACAUCUGAAUUCUCGCCGUUCGAUUUUGAGGUACCCAAUCCUCAAGACAACUACUUUAACAUAUUUUACAAAUAUGACAUUCAAAGGUUCUACUGAAUUGUAUUUUAUGAUCAUGUUAAGUCCUAUCAUUUCAACAUAAAUGUUACCCCAAAACGUUUUGUUCUUCUCCUAAAUCACAAAGGAUGGGGUGUGGGACUUUUCAGUAUCGCUCUAUUCGGAGUAAAGUAUGGUAAGAGAACAGAUGUGGGUUUUUAUCACUUUAUCACAUCAGUAUAUCAGUCGAAGAUAAAAAUGUAGAUUUKGAUAUGGAAAUCAAAAUGUGAAAUGGCAUCUUCAUGUGGCUUCUAUGGAAACCUAUAGGAACAAUCGUUGGAACAGGAUCCCAGCCCUACUAACUCAAACCCAGCAUCCGUGUCAACGUACGUUGCUUUCACCUCACGUUGCCAUUUAUGUUGACACUACACACUGAUUUUCCCCUCGCCCGUUUGAGUUGCUUGCGAGUGGUGUGUUCCCCUGACCCAAACCAAAAUUAACUUAUGGAUUGCAGUCAUUUUAGAUGUGUCUUUGACCAACAUAUCUUGUUAAUCAUUAUGAUUUGGUCUUUUAGCUUUUAAACUGCAGUGCAUUUAACACCUUUAAAGUCAUAAGUCUUAAGCUCAACUUCCCCGAGGCUCAAUAGCCAAGAGUCCUCAUCAAUCCAUCAAUGUUUGAUUGAUAGAUUAAUCGAAGAAUUCUCCCAAAACCAUGUGUUGCAUUAUCUAUGUGUUAAGAGGCAUGAGAAAGGAUUGGUGUGUUUCCAAGCCAGAUGUCAUUAUAAGGAAGUGGUCAUGUCAUUGAUUAAUGCUGAGCUGAAUCUAUUUCUAAUCGAAAGGCU